UGUGGCCGCACGGAAUGGAGGAGAGAAUGAGCCUCACUCGGGUCAAACUUCCCCUUAUCCCCACUUCUACCAGCUACGUGCCGUUGUUUCUCCCACAGGCAGACACAGACAGUCGAAUGUCGUGCAUCGUGACGCGAAUGUGUGAAAUCGAGUACGAACGCCGCGUAGAGAAGUGUGUAACAUUUUUAAUUUUUAUGCAUCAGUAUUCAUGGACUGGGCCUUGAUAACUGGAUUUCAUCUGGUGUUAUCGAAUAGCAGUCGAAUCUACAGUAUUAUGCUUGGAGUUGUGUCGUAAAUUAUCCUUUAUGUUUACCCUCAAAUGCUGGGAUUCACUUCCUACAGGGACUGGACGGGUGCAGGUGUGGUUGGCGGUAGUCAGCAGCAACCACAACAACAUCACCUAGGUGGCGCUGGCCUCGGCGUCCCGCAGCAGCAGUUGUCAGUUGUGACUACUGUCUGGGGAGUGACUACGUCUACGCAAUCAGGUCCCGGAGCGCCCGGAGGAGGCGGAUACCCUUUGCAAGUGGUCCCAGGUCAACAGUCUCAGCAAGUUGGAGGUUACGGAGUUGGGCCGAGUACGGCCUCAGGAAAGGUGCCGCCUCAAGCAGCCGCCAAUGCCGCUGGUACGGCAGCAUACCAUCAGCAUGGGCCGCCGCCGCCAGUCGGUUACAGGCAGAACGUGCCUCCUGGGUAA
Molecule: messenger RNA, 694 nt
Organism: Acanthoscelides obtectus
Lineage: Eukaryota; Metazoa; Arthropoda; Insecta; Coleoptera; Chrysomelidae
Source: the annotation of a GenBank genome assembly